Staurois parvus is the source of this 329-nucleotide messenger RNA. NCBI's taxonomy places the organism in Eukaryota, Metazoa, Chordata, Amphibia, Anura, Ranidae. The record is from the annotation of a GenBank genome assembly.
CUAGUAUUUUGUAUGACCUCCAUGAUUUGUAAGGACAGCAACAAGUCUUCUAGGCAUGGAAUUAACAAGUUGGCAACAUGUUGCAACAUCUGUCUUUUUCCAUUAUUCAAGAAGUACCUCUUGUAGAGCCUGGAUGCUGGAUGGAGAAAUUCCCCAUAGGUGUUUGAUUUCAAUCAGUUUCAGGAGACAUACUUGGCCACUGAAUCACUUUCCCCCCCCCCCCACCCGUUCUUCUUCAGAAAUUCAACAGUGGCCUUAGAUGUGUGUUUUGAAUCAUUGUCAUGUUGGAAAAGUGCACAACGACCAAGGGCAAAAAGUGAUGGUAGCAU